AUGGCCACUGCAAUCUCCAAGCCUCCUUCCUAUGCCGCAAAAAUGAAGCGACCGCCCCCGCCUUUCCCCCAGGCUCGGGUCAACGGGGUCAAGCCUCAACCACCCUCCUCCUCUCCACCUACCACCUCUAAUCGCCUUUCUGGGAACCAACCCACUGGUUCAAACCCGCAACUUACCAAUGGGAUGUUGAAUCUGGCAAACACCUCCAAGGCGCCUCUGAGCAGGACUCGGAACCAGGCGCAAAGACCCAAUGACCUAGGCUCGCGCCUGGGCCGACCAGUAACACGGACUGCCUUGGGCAAUGAGAACCGCAUCUCCAAAAGAAGUCCCGAGCCAUACGGUAUUACAUUCCCUGCAUAUCAUAUUACUCAACAUGGCGAAAGAACGAAAACUAAUCUUUGCCUUUCCAUGGGCGUCUUAGUCAAAACCACUCCUUAUAUCCUCAAAAAGUAUUCCAAAUGUCCUCCGUCUCUUAUCGUCCAUCUCCACCCGACACAUUUUCGGUUUGAGCAGCAAGAUGGAAGUUUUUCAUACAAUUCAGAGAUGAAAGUCGUCAUUGAGCACAUCCGCGCCGGAACCAUUCCCCAUGACCUCAUUGAGGAGCUUCUCCGUGCGAAUGUGCGGUUCUAUGAAGGCUGCCUGAUAGUUCGGGUGGUUGAUCAUAAGUCGGUGUCAGCGCAAACCAGAAAGGCUUCCGCGUCAUCACCCAACGAGAACAACAUCCCCUUCUCUGUGCACAACUACAACGAACACAUCACGCCAUCUCCAUAUGUACCCUACCCAAAGCAGAACCAAUUCACUGCCGACACCUCCAAGACAUCAGGAACUCCAGCCCCUGACAAAACCUCAUCCGAUAAGCAGCCCAAUGGCGAGAUCUCAGAGUCAAAAGACCCGGAGUCAAGGCAGAAGUCGACUCCCUCGAAGCCCCGAGUUUUCACCACAGUGCUUCACCCCACAGCUCGUACACUACUGUCAGAAUUGACAUUUUUUGCAACAACACCUGACCCUAGGAUUGCAAAGUCAUCAACCGCUGGACAGAUGGCCCAGUCACCGACCACUGCAGGCCCUCAGGCUGAUCCUGGCCAUUUGGCGAAGAGGAAAAGGAUGAUUGUCGAAGCACACGAGCUCCCGGAAUUUGAAGCGAACCUCGUCCAGUCUUUGGCCCCUCCGCUUUUCUUGGAUGCUGUGGAUAGUUUCUCCGCUUCCCAAGAUUUGCUGAAGUUUUUGGCGAGCCCGCUACACAGCGACCCCUUGCCUUCACCCAAGCGUCGCAAGAGAACAAUUGCCGAGCUUGCAGCGGAUGAGGCCCAAGCAGCUGAAGAAGAGAGGUUCAUGCUUAUCAUGGAUGAACGCAUCGAGCCUGCAACUUCUGGUGCUGCCGGCACAGCCAAGGCUGUUGCAGUGGAUGACGCUGCUGGUGCGGCGCCAUUUGAGCCACGUUUCUCCCGAUUCAAGACAUUGGAGACAAUCCGAAUGCAACUUGAAGACAAGGCUAAGCGCGAGCACGAGGCAAAGAUGAAGCUAGAGUUGGGCAAGAGACAGCAGCAAGAGCAGGAGAGAGACCGGCGCCGGGUCGUUGAACAGCGUCAGGCAGAGGAACACGCCAGGGAGGAGGCGCGCCGGCAACAACUUGCAGCCCAGCAGGCACAAGCGCAAAUUGCGGCUCAGCAAAACCGACAUGUUAUGAAUCAGCCUAACGGUGUCAGCCAAGGGCAACAAUCUUCUCCAGUUUUACGCCAUCAAACUCCCCACAACAUAUCAUCACCUCUUGUUGGGCACAAUAUGGGAUCGCAGGCGGUUCCGAUGAGUAUCAAUACAUCGCAGCAAUCUGGAAGCCCACCACGACCCCCCUCUUCCCUCCAACAUGCCCACCCGAAUAUGAUGACCCACCCAAUGGCACCAUCGAGAAGUCAGCAGGGACCCAGUCGACACGGCACUCCUCAGAUGACACAGAGUACACCGGCAAUAUCUCAUGCCACACCAAUCAUGCGCAACGUCACCCCAACCCAGCGGAUGAGCCACGGCAGUCCCAAUCACCCAACUAUGCCACAGAACCCGUUGAUAAACCCAGCUACUACGCAAAUGAAUGGAAUGAACCUUACACCGCAACAGCAACAGAUGUUACUACAGCAUCGACAACAGCAGAUUAUUGCCCAGCAGCAGGGACACAUGGUCCAGACCCAAUUCACUCCCCAGCAGCUCGCUCAAUUUACACCACAACAGAUUGCUCAGUUGCAAGCCAAUGCGCAUGCCCGGCAAAAUAUCCAGCCCAAUCAACAACAGCAAAUGCUACAGGCCCAACAACAGCAGCAGCAGCAGCAGCAGCAGCAACAACAACAACAAGGCAUGCAGCAAGUUCCUCAGCAGCAGUCGUAUCAAUCGCAGCUCUUACGAACCCAGUAUGCUCAGAUGCAAAUGGUUCAACAUGGUGGAAUGCCUCAAGGACAGGCCAACCAUGGUAGCCCUCAGCAGCAACAAAUGACUCCUCAGUUACAGCAGCAGCAACAACAAGCGCAACAACAAGCGCAGCAACAACAGCAGCAGCAACAACAAGCACAAGCACAACAAGCACAAGCACAACAAGCACAGCAGCAGCAACAACAACAGCAGUUGAGGAUGGCGGCAGCUGCUCAGGCCAAUGGAGCACAGGGCACCAUGGCGAGCACUAUGAACGCCAGAUACCAAAGACUCUACCACCAGCGGAUCCUUCAGACGCGACAUGAGAUGGCCCAACGACUCUUGCCACAGUAUGGGCCUCCUUCUCAAUACCCACCUCAAAUUGCUCAACAAUACGGUGCCGGUCUAGAGAAGGCUGCCAAAUCAUGGGUCCAGACAAUCAUUCAACGUGAGCGAGAACUUGCCCAGCAGCAGCGGGCAGUGGCAAUGCAAGCCCAGCAAAUGCAGCAACAGAAUAUGAUGCACAACGGAAUGGGCAACUGA
Molecule: messenger RNA, 2940 nt
Organism: Penicillium taxi
Lineage: Eukaryota; Fungi; Ascomycota; Eurotiomycetes; Eurotiales; Aspergillaceae
Exons: 2
Coding region: 1-2940 (979 amino acids)
Biological process (GO): regulation of transcription by RNA polymerase II
Cellular component (GO): SAGA complex
Molecular function (GO): transcription coregulator activity
Source: RefSeq, a predicted model, not a curated record